Molecule: messenger RNA, 2907 nt
Organism: Scomber japonicus (chub mackerel)
Lineage: Eukaryota; Metazoa; Chordata; Actinopteri; Scombriformes; Scombridae
Gene: nucleolin
Product: nucleolin
Exons: 16
Coding region: 126-2201 (691 amino acids)
Cellular component (GO): cytoplasm; ribonucleoprotein complex; nucleus
Molecular function (GO): mRNA binding
Source: RefSeq, a predicted model, not a curated record
CUCUGUCUUUCCUUCCUGCCCAGUACCCCACCGAGCAGGCUGAGCCACGUGCAUGCAUUAACAAUUUGCUUACUUGUACCUAAACGUCCAGUUCCUUGUGUUUCACGGAAACACACGACAGCACCAUGGUGAAGUUAGCAAAGGCAGCAACUAAACAAGCAACUCAGAAGAAAAAGGCCCCUCCACCCCCAAAAGAAGUGGAGGAGGAAUCAAGUGAAGAGGACAGCAGUGAUGAGGAGGAAGAGACUCCUCCACCCAAAGUGGUGAAGAAAGCGACACCAGCUAAAGCAGCCCCAGUUAAAAAUGGCACUGCCAAAAAAGCAGAAAGUGAAGAUGAUGAUGAUGAUGAUUCUGAGGAGGAAUCUGAAGAGGAGGCCCCACCACCAAAGAAGACCCCAGCAAAAGCACCUGCUAAAACCACACCCGCCAAGGCAGCCCCUGCAAAGGCUGAAGAGUCUGACGAUGACGACGAUGAUGAUGAUGAGUCUGAAGAAGAGGCCCCACCACCCAAGAAAGCAGCUAAACCAGCUGCUAAGGCCCCAGUGAAGGCCAAACCUGCAAAAGAGUCCUCUGAUGAGGAUGAUGAUUCUGAAGAAGAGGCCCCACCUCCCAAGAAGGCUACUCCAGCUGCCAAACAAGCUGCCAAGGCCAAGCCAGCUAAAGAGGAAUCAUCUGAUGAGGAUGAUGAAGAUGACUCUGAAGAGGAAAUGGACACCGCUCCUGCUCCCGCUAAAGCAAAGAAAGCAGGCAUGGUCAAGGCCAAGGAAGAGUCUGAGGAGGAGGAUGACGAUGAAGAUGAUGACGACGAUGAUGAUGAUGAUGACGAUGAAGAUGAUGCCCCAGUGACCCCUGGAAAGAGAAAGGCAGAUAGCAAAAAAGAAACCCCACCUGCCAAGAAGGCAAAGUCAGAGGGUGAAGGGUUCUGUCUAUUCGUUGGAAAUUUGAACUCCAACAAGGACUUCGAUGAAAUCAAGUCAUCCCUGAGAAAAUUCUUCUCCAAGAACAGCCUUGAGGUCGUCGAAGUUCGGUUAGGUGGAUCCAAGAAAUUUGGGUAUGUGGACUUUGCAUCUGAGGAGGACAUGCAGAAGGCACUGGAGUUAAAUGGCAAGAAGGUCAUGGGUCAGGAGGUGAAGUUGGACAGGGCCCGAAGCAAGGACAGCUCCCAGGAGGGCAAGAAAGAGAGGGACGCACGCACACUGUUUGUGAAGAACCUCCCCUUCUCUGCAACGGUUGACGACCUAAAGGAAGUCUUUGAAGAUGCUGUUGAUGUAAGGUUACCCCCAGGCCAGAAUGGUUCAAACAGAGGCAUUGCCUACAUUGAAUUCAAAUCUGAGGCAGAAGCAGAGAAGAUGUUGGAGGAGGCACAGGGUGCUGAUGUACAGGGGAGGUCCAUCAUGGUCGACUUUGUGGGAGAUAAGAGCCAGAAAGGUGCCAGAGUAGGAGCAGGAGCACCAGCAGCUGCCAGUAAAACACUGGUGGUGAACAAUCUCUCCUUCAGUGCUACAGAGGAAGCCUUGCAAUCCACAUUCGAAAAGGCCGUCUCCAUUCGUAUUCCACAGAAAGAUGGCAGAGUUAAAGGUUUUGCUUUUGUAGAGUUUGAAAGCACAGAUGAUGCCAAGGAAGCCCUUGACAACCUGAACAACACAGAAAUUGAAGGCAGAUCAAUCCGACUGGAGUUCAGCCAGAACAGCGGUGGAAGAGACGGGGGCAGAGGAAACUCGGGUCCAACAAAAACCCUCUUCGUCAAAGGUCUCUCAGAGGACACAACAGAUCACACCCUUAAGGACUCUUUUGAGGGCGCUGUAGCAGCCAGAAUAGUCACAGACAGAGACACAGGGUCAUCAAAAGGCUUUGGCUUUGUAGACUUUGACAAUGAAGAUGACUGCAAGGCAGCCAAGGAAGCAAUGGAGGAUGGUGAGAUAGAUGGCAGCAAGGUGACCCUAGACUACGCAAAGCCCAAGGGUGAAGGGGGCUUCCGUGGAGGCCGUGGUGGUGGAGGUUUCGGAGGCCGUGGCGGUUUCGGCGGCAGAGGUGGAAGAGGAGGCCGUGGUGGUUUUGGCGGCGGCCGUGGUGGUGGUUUUGGCGGCGGCAGAGGAAGAGGAGGCCCUCGUGGAGGUGGACGUGGUGGCUUUGGAGGUGGAAGAGGUGGCGGUGGAUUUGGAGUCAAACCCCAGGGGAAGAAAAUCAAGUUUGAUGACUAAAUCUUAGUCUAUUUUACUUUUUGAAUGGACUCUGGUUUCACGGAUUUUCAGAGCUUUUGGACAUUCCAGAAAGCGUCAUUGAUAUAUAUAUUUAACUGUUAAUGGGCAUUUUAGCCCUUUAUUUAGACUCCUAAAACCCUUCCCCACCCUUUUGUGCCAGAAUGGCACUGUUGACCUCCUCAGCUCAAGUGCUACAUGUGAGUACUGAAUGUCCUGAAUGCAAACCUGCACCUCUCACCCCUCAUUAUCUUACUUGCUUUUCCGAAGGAGUAAAAUGGAAAGGGUCUGGCAAACAAGUUUGCUGUGAAAAACUCGCUCGUCUUUGUCAGAAACAUUGUGUAAAUUUAAACAGUUUGUAUGAUUUUCAUUUUACCUUUUUUGUAAAAAAAAAAAUACACCUGUAUUCAUAUGUUUUUGUUUUUAUUCUUUGUCAUUUAGUUUGCUUUAGGUGCCAAGUUUUACUGUAAUGUGCAAAGCAUAUUUUGAUAGAUAUGAGUCAGUGCUGAGAGAAGAGUUUGGGUGUUUGAUAUGGCAGAGCUAUUCCGUUUGUUUGGUGGGGCACAGUCAGUGUCUCUUUCAGAGGAUGAAAGACCUCUAAUCAAUGUAACAUAAAAAAUAUUUGUAGUGCAUUGACUAAUUUUUCCCAUCUGAGAAUCUGAAGAUUUUCAUGUGAUUAAAUAAAACCUUGUAGGUGGUGAUUUUUAAA